UUUUUUUUUCUGCGUCGAAUCUCUAUCAUCGACCAGUCUAGGCUUUCUUCUUUUAAGGCCUUGUAGAUUGAAUCCUGUCUUCUCUCACCGAUGGGUGCCUAUAAAUAUCUUGAGGAGCUAUGGAGGAAAAAACAGUCCGAUGUGAUGCGAUUUUUGUUCCGAAUUCGUGCCUGGGAGUAUCGCCAGCUCCCAACGAUUUAUCGGUGCCCUCGCCCUACUCGACCCGAUAAGGCUCGAAAAUUGGGAUACAAGGCCAAGCAGGGAUAUGUCAUAUACAGGAUUCGCGUCCGCCGCGGUGGCCGCAAAAAACCAGUCAGACACAACAUCGUUUGCGGUAAGCCGUCCACGCACGGUAUCUACAAAUUGAAAAAUCAACGCUCUCUUCGCGUUAUUGGCGAGUGCCGAGUGGGACGCGUCUGCACCAACUUACGCGUUUUGAACUCGUAUUGGAUCAACCAAGAUUCCGUAUAUAAGUAUUACGAGGUCAUUUUGGUCGAUCCCAACCACUCCGCUAUUAGGAACGAUCCCCGCAUUAAUUGGAUCUGUCGAAGCGUGCACAAAAGACGAGAAUGCCGCGGCCUCACCGCAGCCGGGCGCAAGUCGCGCGGGCUAAUCGGCAAAGGAAAACGAUACUCGAAGAGCAGACCAAGCAAGCGCGCCUCUUGGCUCAGACGCAACACGCUAUCCUUGCUUCGAUACCGUUAAAUUGUUUAAAAAUGCUAAAAAAAUAUAUCCUCCCAUACAUGCCCCAGUUUUUCGCCAUAUCGCGAACACA
Messenger RNA from Schistocerca gregaria, 775 nucleotides. RefSeq lists its product as uncharacterized. The record is from RefSeq and is a predicted model, not a curated record. Lineage: Eukaryota; Metazoa; Arthropoda; Insecta; Orthoptera; Acrididae. Gene Ontology annotation, molecular function: RNA binding; structural constituent of ribosome. Gene Ontology annotation, cellular component: ribosome; cytosolic large ribosomal subunit. Gene Ontology annotation, biological process: cytoplasmic translation. Bases 91 to 705 code for a protein of 204 amino acids. The transcript has 3 exons.